Schistosoma margrebowiei is the source of this 1518-nucleotide messenger RNA. NCBI's taxonomy places the organism in Eukaryota, Metazoa, Platyhelminthes, Trematoda, Strigeidida, Schistosomatidae. The record is from the annotation of a GenBank genome assembly.
GGGAAUUUCGGCAAUUCUAGGUCAGUUAGGGUUAUGUAAAAUGGUGCAAUCUAACCAUAGUAUCUUACCUAUUAUUUCUGGUUGUGAUGAGUCUUCUACAGAGCAAAAAGUGAAAAAAGAUCAUUUCCUUUCAUUACGUAAUAUCUUUCACAUUUGUUUUAUAUCGGUGAUUGUUCUGAAGUUAUAUGGAGAAUAUUUCACUAAUAUUGUUCUGGCGUCAUGGGGAUACAUUACGGUCCUCUACAUGAAUUCAGAGAUACAGACAGGUAAUUUCAAUACUUCCCAGUUAGCAUUAAACGGGACCCUAGAGGCAGUCUAUAGCUCCUGGCAGUUUAGGGAACGUAUAAUUUUCUUCGAAGUAGCCUGAAGUGCUUCGGGUGCUUCGAGGGUUCCCUGAUCUUAUGCUAACUGGGCUAGAGCUUUGCUUAUCUAAUACCGUUGUAGGUUUUUUCGAUCUUUCAUACCGGAAGAUUUGCAUUCCCUUAUCCGUCGUUUCGCUCUCACAUCUAUGUAUAGUUCAAUACUCUCUAUGGAACCAGGGUUUUUAUAAUGUUUUCCUAUUGCAGCCUUCUAGUUCUGUAUCAAGUCUACCACUGAAUUUGUGGUAUAUUUUCAUCUCCGACUGCUCCUUAAAACUGUUAUCGAUAUUUAUUAAAUGCGUAUCUUUGUUGUGCCUGUCUAAAACACUUGAUUUCUACUCCAUGGGUUCAUUACUCUGUUUUUUGGAAUAUAUAUUCUUAUUCCUAAGACACAUACCACCUGGGAUUCUGUGGAUAUAUUUCCUGGUAGAAUUAAAUUGGAAACCACAGGGCAUCUUAGCUGGAAGAAUAUUUGUAUGUUUAUUAUACUGUAUUUUAAAAGUUUGUAUUAUACUUUCAUUGUGUAAAGAGUUUAUGAAAUUUUCACGUUCGAUGAUGUGUACAAAACCAUAUACAGUUGAAAUGCAGGUGCCGUCGAUUGAAGUUUGUAAUAUGUGCCUUGAAUCUUAUACUCAUGUCGGCAUUUUGUCUUGUAAUCAUAAAUUUUGUGCUAAAUGCACAACACGUUGGUUUAAUACAUUCACUAAAUGCCCGUCAUGUAAUCCAGAAUGUGGUGAAAAUUCAAGAUGGCGGAGUGGAUCGAUGGAUUUAUUCAUUCAAUUUUAUUAAAAUUAUCCUUUUGUGUAUUAGUUUACUAAUUUUCCUUGUCAGCUAUUCUUGUUAAAUGAUUAAGAAUAAUGUUCCAAAGACCUGUUUGUAUUUUUAUUCCUGUGUACUUAUUUAUUUGGAGUAGAAGAAUAAUUAAUUGUAAUUGGCUGUGAAAAAAGUUGUAUAUGUCUUGUCUAUUUUAUAAAAUAGUUGUACAUGAUAACUUGUAAAUUAAAUUUUUUUGGGAGAAAAAAAUUAACCGAACAUUUUGUGUCCUGUUCAUUUAUUAAUUGUCGACAGUACUAUCUAUUGUUAUUUCUCGAUGUUUGUUUACAAAUCUCCUUUUAAAGUUGUUUUGUAACUUUUUUUAUUAAUAAAUAAUUAGACCUUA